Solanum stenotomum is the source of this 1323-nucleotide messenger RNA. RefSeq names its product receptor-like protein 9DC1. Bases 1 to 1323 code for a protein of 440 amino acids. Lineage: Eukaryota; Viridiplantae; Streptophyta; Magnoliopsida; Solanales; Solanaceae. Gene Ontology annotation, molecular function: protein binding. The transcript has 4 exons. The record is from RefSeq and is a predicted model, not a curated record.
AUGUGUCAGGCUAAGUUUUGCUUUCCCAAGUUGCGAAUUUUUGAUCUUUCUCGUAAUGAAUUCAGUGGCUCACUUCCUGAAAAAGUUUUUGGAAACUUCAAGGCAAUGAUCAAAUUAGAUGACGUAGACACGAGAGAGAUCAAGUACAUGGAAUCUAAGUCGAAUUUGUCAUUUGACACAUCGUAUGAGGAUUCAGUGAGUUUGGUAAUCAAGGGGAAGGAUAUUGAGCUACAAAGAAUCAGCACAAUUAUGACAACCAUAGAUCUCUCAAGCAACCAUUUUGAAGCUUUAGAUCUCUCCUGGAAUUGGCUCACUGGCAAGAUUCCACAGGAAUUGGCAAGAAUGAACUUUCUGACCUUCUUAAACGUCUCUCAAAAUCAUCUCGUCGGACCAAUUCCUCACGGUCUACAGUUCAACACAUUUGAAAAUGACUCGUAUGGCGGCAAUCUUGAUUUAUGUGGUCCUCCUUUAUCAAAGAAAUGUGAAACAAGUGGUUCAUCACAUGUUCCUCAACCAUUGGAGUUUGAAGAAGAUGAAGACCGAUUGCAUGUUCCUUGCCCAUUGGAGUCCGAAGAAGAAGAAGAGUCGUAUUUUGCUAGUGGAUUUACGUGGCAAUCAGUGGUCAUAGUUGUUGUAACUGUCAUGUGGAGCCUCAUGUUUAAAGUGUUGCAAAUUUUAGAUCUUUCUCGUAAUGAAUUCAGUGGCUCACUUCCUGCAAAAGUUUUUGGAAACCUCAAGGCAAUGAUUGAAUUAGAGGGUGAAGACACGGGAGAGAUCAAGUACAUGGAACCAUCUAAGGUGUCACCUAACACAUUGUAUGAGGAUUCCGUGAAUUUGGUAAUCAAAGGAAACGAUAUUGAGCUAGAAAGAAUCAGCACAAUCAUGACAACCAUAGAUCUCUCAAGCAACCAUUUUGAAGGUGUCAUUCCAAAAACACUAAAGAAUCUUGGCUCACUUUGGCAACUCAAUUUAUCCCAUAACAAUCUCAAAGGUCAUAUUCCAAUGCAAUUGAGGAAAUUGAAUAAGCUUGAAGCUUUAGAUCUCUCCUGGAAUCGGCUCACUGGAAAGAUUCCGCAGGAAUUGACAAGAAUGAACUUUCUGGCAUUCUUAAACCUCUCUCAAAAUCAUCUCGUAGGACCAAUUCCUCAAGGUCCACAAUUCAACACAUUUGGAAAUGACUCAUAUGGCGGCAACCUUGAUUUAUGUGGUCUUCCUUUAUCAAAGCAAUGUGGAACGAGUGAUUCAUCACAUGUUCCUCAACCAUUGGAGUCCACAGAAGAAGACGAGUCAUAUUUUUUAGUGGAUUUACCUGGGAAUCAGUAG